Molecule: messenger RNA, 1057 nt
Organism: Gadus chalcogrammus (walleye pollock)
Lineage: Eukaryota; Metazoa; Chordata; Actinopteri; Gadiformes; Gadidae
Product: 60S ribosomal protein L5
Exons: 8
Coding region: 108-998 (296 amino acids)
Biological process (GO): translation; ribosomal large subunit assembly
Cellular component (GO): cytosolic large ribosomal subunit; ribosome
Molecular function (GO): structural constituent of ribosome; 5S rRNA binding
Source: RefSeq, a predicted model, not a curated record
AUUUAGCGCGCAUGCGCACCUCCUCCUUCCUUUUUCCAGUGCAGUGGAGUCCAAACCCCAGUCUUUGGCUCCGGGCUCCUGUUUAAGGAGACAGAAAGACUGCUAUAAUGGGUUUUGUUAAAGUGGUGAAGAAUAAGGCCUACUUCAAGAGGUACCAGGUCAAGUUCAGGAGGAGGAGAGAGGGAAAAACCGACUUCUUUGCCCGCAAGCGCCUGGUCAUCCAGGACAAGAACAAGUACAACACACCUAAGUACAGGAUGAUUGUGCGCUUCUCCAACAGGGACAUCGUAUGCCAGAUCGCCUAUGCCAAAAUCGAGGGUGACAUGAUUGUGUGUGCUGCCUACUCCCAUGAGCUGCCCAAGUAUGGCAUCACCGUUGGUCUGACGAACUACGCCGCUGCCUACUGCACGGGUCUGCUCGUUGCUCGCAGGCUGCUCCACAAAUUCGGUCUGGACAAGGUCUACGAGGGCCAGGUUGAGGUGACCGGGGAUGAGUUCAACGUGGAGAGCGUAGAUGGUCAGCCCGGUGCCUUCACCUGCUACCUGGACGCUGGCCUGGCACGCACCACCACCGGAAACAAGGUGUUCGGCGCCCUCAAGGGGGCGGUGGAUGGAGGUCUUUCCAUCCCUCACAGCACCAAGCGUUUCCCGGGCUAUGACGUGGAGAGCAAGGAGUUCAAUGCUGAUGUUCAUCGCAAACACAUCAUGGGUGUCAACGUGUCUGAGUACAUGAGCUACCUGAUCGAGGAGGACGAGGACGCCUACAAGAAGCAGUUCUCCCGCUUCAUCAAGAACGGUGUCAGCCCUGACAUGAUUGAGGAGAUGUACAAAAAGGCACACGCUACGAUCCGCGAGAACCCCAUCCACGAAAAGAAGGCACCAAGGGAGGUCAAGAAGAAGAGGUGGAACCGUGCUAAGCUGUCUCUUGCCCAGAGGAAAGACCGUGUGGCCCAGAAGAAGGCCAGCUUCCUCAGAGCUCAGCAACAGGAAGAUGAAUAAAGGAUCGACCGUGUCAGUUCUAAUGGACACAUUUGUUCUAAUAAAUCAACCGAAAGAAA